Colletes gigas is the source of this 5451-nucleotide messenger RNA. It is a transcript of the gene svr, whose product is annotated as carboxypeptidase D-like. Lineage: Eukaryota; Metazoa; Arthropoda; Insecta; Hymenoptera; Colletidae. The record is from RefSeq and is a predicted model, not a curated record. Gene Ontology annotation, biological process: proteolysis. Bases 114 to 5141 code for a protein of 1675 amino acids. The transcript is spliced from 15 exons. Gene Ontology annotation, molecular function: zinc ion binding; metallocarboxypeptidase activity.
CGGACGUCAUCGUCAUCAGUAUGCUAUAUCGACGUUGUAUAUAUCGGAUCGUGUAGAAUGGCUUGUUGAAAAUAAAAAAUUUAUUACGCUAUUGUACAAAUAUAUUUUCAAAUAUGGUAAAAAUCGGUAUUGCGUAUAGUAUUGUGCUAUUUGUUUGCUCCUUUAUUGAGAUUAAUAAUGGUCUUGCGAUAAAAUCCGAGGGAAAGUUAGUGGAGGAUUUUAUCACUCCACACUACACGCAUUAUGAAGAACUUAAACAGUUAUAUGAUUCGCUGGUCGACAAAUAUCCUAAUUUGGCAAAGGUGUUCUCGAUUGGAAAGUCUGUAGAAGGCAGAGAUUUGUUGGUUCUUGAAAUUUCGGAAAAUGUCAAAGAACGAAAACUGGGUGAACCAAUGGUUAAAUAUGUUGCAAAUAUGCAUGGUGAUGAAGCUGUUGGCAGAGAAUUGUUGGUUUAUUUAAGCCAGUAUCUUUUAUACAAUUAUGGAAAAGAUAAAAGAAUUACAAAUCUAGUGAAUAAUACCGAUAUCUUCCUUAUGCCGUCUAUGAAUCCUGAUGGUUUUGAAAAAUCAGAAGAAGGAAAAUGCGAGUCGAAGAAAGAUUUCUCGGGACGAGAAAAUGCAAAUCAUAUAGAUUUAAAUAGAGAUUUUCCAGAUCAAUUUGAUAGACGAACCAGUCAACUGCAGAAAGGCAGUAACAUACUAGAUGGACGCCAAAAUGAAACAAUAGCUAUGAUGACAUGGAUCGCUACAGAACCAUUUGUAUUAUCGGGAAAUCUUCACGGAGGUGCUGUUGUAGCCAGUUAUCCAUAUGAUUCUGGAAUUUCAAAAAGUUGCUGCCUCGAAAGUAAAAGUCCAGAUAACGAGCUGUUCAAAUAUUUAGCUCAUACGUAUGCAGAUAAUCAUCCACAAAUGCGUGCAGGCAAUACAUGUCCUUUAGAUACUUUUGAAGGAGGUGUUACAAACGGAGCAUUUUGGUACGAAGUUAUUGGUGGAAUGCAAGAUUUUAAUUAUGUUCGCUCUAAUGCAUUUGAAAUAACAUUUGAACUUAGCUGUUGCAAAUAUCCAAAUGCUUCGACGAUGCCAGAGUAUUGGAUGUUAAAUAAGGAAUCUCUAAUAAAAUAUCUUGAGCAAGCACAUAUCGGUGUGAAAGGACUUGUAAGAGACACGUACGGUCAACCAAUAGAAGCAGCAACUAUUGUUGUGGAUGGAAUAGAUCAUAAUAUUUCAACUACUCAUCGCGGGGAAUAUUGGCGUUUGUUGCUCCCUGGAAAAUAUUUCAUUCGUGCAGAAGCAUGGGGAUAUCAACCGAGCGAACCAAUAAAUGUUGCCGUAGAACCAGGGCAACCCACCAUUGUCAAUUUUACUUUAAAACAAGACGCCUUUGAUGACCAAGGACAAUUUCAUUCGGAUAAAGUUGAAGAAAUUGUAAGGCCCGAAGAUGAAUACGGAUUUUUUCACAAUAUGAAAUUCAAACAUCAUAAUUAUGUAGCUAUGGAAAAAUAUCUGAAGGAAUUAAAUUCAAAUUAUCCAAAUAUUACGAGACUCUAUAGUAUAGGACAGUCUGUUAAGGGGCGUCAAAUGUACGUAAUGGAAAUAACAGAAAAUCCUGGAAAACAUAGUGCGAAUAAACCAGAAGUAAAGUAUAUAGGAAAUAUGCAUGGAAAUGAAGUAGUUGGCAAAGAAAUCUUAUUAUUGUUGUUAAAAUAUCUCUGUGAAAACUAUGGAAUCAACAAUAGAGUUACAAGUAUACUUAAGAAUGUUAGAUUGCAUGUACUGCCAAGUAUGAAUCCCGAUGGCUAUGAAAUUUCUAAAGAAGGAGAUAUAUAUGGAGCAUGGGGGAGAAGUAAUGCCAAGGGUGUUGAUCUGAACAGAAAUUUUCCCGAUCAAUAUGAAACAAAUGAUUACAAUAAACGGCAAGAACCCGAAACAAAAGCAAUAAUGGAUUGGAUUGCAAGAAUUCCAUUUGUGCUGUCUGCUAAUUUUCAUGGAGGAACAUUAGUAGCAAAUUAUCCAUACGAUAAUGGACCGCAGUAUACACCUAAUGGUCCAAAUCUAAGUCCGGACGAUCAAGUUUUUAAAGCACUAGCAUCAGCAUACUCGAAUGCUCAUCCUCGUAUGCAUCUGGGAGAGCCAUGCCCUCCGCUUCCAAACGAACGAUUAAAUAUGCAAAAUGUGCUCGAAGAACGCUUUCAAAAUGGCAUAACUAAUGGAGCUGCUUGGUAUUCUGUGAGCGGAGGCAUGCAAGAUUAUAAUUACGUUCAUAGUAACGAUUUUGAAAUUACAGUGGAAGUAGGGUGUACAAAAUUUCCAAAUACAACUGAAUUACCAAAAUACUGGUUACAAAAUAGAGAACCACUCCUGCAUCUUAUCGAAAUGUCUCGCAAAGGAAUACACGGCGUAGUACGUUCGUCUAUCAGUACUCCCGUACCCCGGGCUAAAAUAUCUGUGGAGGGAAUUGAGCAUGAUAUUUAUGCAGCUCAAGGUGGAGAUUAUUGGCGCCUUUUGGUUCCUGGAAAAUAUAACGUUACAGUUAGCGCUGUAGGAUAUGAAUCACAGAUGCAAAGUGUAGUUGUACCAGACGGUAAUAAUAUUGGCGAAGGAGAAAUAACGUUGGAUUUCAUACUAAUGCGAGACGAUCCUCAACACUGGUCAUCCGCAUAUGAUUUUCACUUAAUAGCAAAUUUACAAAACGUUUACUUAAAAAAUGCAGAGUUAAAUGCUAGAUUUAGUCAAUUAGAAAAUCAUCAACCAAACGUUGCAGAAUUUCAAGCUGGGGAGUCAUUAGCCAGUAUGGCCAUUCAUUCUUUAAAGAUUACACAUGACAUGGGAGCACCAGAAGAAACUAAAUUUCAUAUUGGUUUAAUCGGAGGACUAUUUGCUUCACAACCUGUGGGUAGAGAAAUUCUACUACGAUUAGCAACCCACAUUCUUAUGGGAAAUCAAAUUGGAGAUCCUCCUAUACAGAGGAUAUUGAAUAAUACUGUUUUGCAUUUUGUUCCUGGUGUAGAUCCAGGUUUUGAUAAUAUAUCAGAUAAUCAAAACUGUAAUCCUAUCGUGAGAGGUGAAGUGGGUGAAAAACUAUUACAAAAAAACAGUAUUAGCUCUGAUAAAAUAAAUGUAAUUGCUAAAGCAUUCAAAGAAAUGUUAGCCAAUGAAGGGUACGAUGUAAUUAUCAUGUUUGGAAGUGGAGCACCUAAAGUUAGUUAUACAGACAAUAAUUUGAAUGUAUAUAAACGUCUUGCUGAAAAUUAUGAACGUUCAAUGCAUAGAGGGACGUGUAAUUUUCUUAAUAAUGAAGUUAAGGAAGUAGAAAAUUAUAUUCAAAAUGAAUAUAACAUACCUGUAAUAAACAUCAACUUAUCUUGCUGUAAAUAUCCAUCCGGAGAAUUGAUUCCAAUUAUUUGGCGUGAAAAUUUGUUACCGCUGAUGCAACUUAUUCACGGCUUAACAACUGGUGUUCGCGCAGUAGUAACAAAUACCGAUAACAUGCCUUUAAGAGAGGCUGUAAUUAAGAUCGGAAUGAAAAGUUAUCAUGUCUCGAAGAAUAUGGCUUAUUUAAAAAUUAUUCUUCUUCCUGGCGAUUAUACGCUAACAUUGUCCUCCGAAGGUUACAUGGAACAAUCUAUAAAAGUUCACGUGAAAGACGAAAUCAUAACAGACCUGAAUAUUACAAUGAUCAAAGGUCAUAUAGAUAAAGCAGAACAUCAAGAGUAUAGUGUAGAUCGUGAACUAAACGUUGUGAACCAAAUUUUAACUGAUCUGAAUGAUAAAUAUUCACAAUUAUCCAUUUUACAUACUAUUGGCAAAUCACGAAAGGGUACUCGAAUAAUGUGUUUAGAGAUUGGAGCUGAAAAUAAUAAUAAACAAAUAGGUCGACCAUCUAUUGUUUUUGUGGCUGGUGUAACUAAUGGUGUACCUGUAACUGCUAAAGUCUUACUACAUUUUGCCACAUUUUUGUUAGAUCAUUAUAGAAAAGAUACUAGGAUUACCAAUUACUUAGAUAAAUUUACAAUAUACAUUGCUCCAGAUUUAACUAACAAUUUCAAUGGUAAUCAAUCUUGUUCUUCAUUUAUUGUAGAUGAUUUACAAUUCCCCGUUAACUCUUCAUUAACUAGUGAAGCAAGUAUGAUAAUUAAUUGGUUUAAAAAAAUGAACGCAAUGUUAGCAAUAAAUUUGAAUAUUGGUUCGCAACAUAUUGAAAUUCCUUUUGCGGGAAAAUAUGGGAAAACACCCGAACAAGUAUACGAAACUGACGAAGAUGAUAUAUUGCAAGACUUGGCAUCGGUAUAUAUGAAAAACAAUAUCCAUAUGACCUCUUUAAAUUCAUAUUGCAAUCAUGAUUUAGAUAUAAAUAGAAAUGGAAUUGUUCAUGCUGGAAAGGGUAUUAGCGGGAGCAGAGAACAUUCCUUAAUGGAUUAUCUUUAUUUAAAUACAAGUACUUUAAUGGUAGAUGCAUAUGUUAGUUGUUGUAACACAGAUGAUUCAAGAAUUGUAUGGGAAAAUAACAAAGCUGGUUUAUUAGCUAUGGUAGAGAAGCUUAAUGAUGGAAUAAAAGGAUAUGUUCUUAAUAAAAAUAACGAACCAGUAGAAAAUGCUAUAUUAUCAUGCAACAAAUCAAUGCACCGUGUUAAUAGUGGAACAAACGGAGCUUAUUGGCUUUUACUUCAACCUGGUACUCAUGUUAUAAGUGUCAAAGCUCCUGGAUAUAUUCAGCAGACGAAAGUUUUGGCCACAACGGAUGUGCAUAAUAUUUCAAAUUUAAUAUUUAAAUUACGAUUUAACGACAAGUUCCUGGGAAUGCCUAGAAUUGUUUUUAUUAUACUAAUAAGUACUGUAUGUUUAGGAAUUAUUGCAUGUGGCGUAUUUAUUUGUGCCAAUUGUCAGUCUUUUGAACAACCGAAAACAAAUAAUUGGAGAGGAUAUGCAUUUAGUUUACUUAAAGACGGUACAAGUUUCUUCGACGACGACGAAAAAGAAAUUGAAAUAUUUAGAAGACCAUUAAAAGGACAUGUGCCUGAAGAUGAAAUUACAAAGCCAUACUUUGAUGACGAUAAUAUGUCAAGUUCUGAUGAUGCUAGUGAUUUAGAAUUUAUCAAACCGAGUCAAGAUUGGAAAGAUAAAAUAUUAUCCGAAAUUAGAUAGUGCUCUUAAUAAAUUACAAAGCUUUUCAUUCAGGUUAAAUUAUAGAAAAAGUAUAGCAGUUUAAGAAAUUAGUUGCAUUCAGUUAUUGCAUUUAUCUGUUACAUGAUAAUUAUCCAGUGACAACAAAUCUGUUAAUCGAAGUUAUUUAUUAAUUAGAUCAGGAUAAAAGGAACGAACAAAAAAUAGAGAAAUACUUUUACAAAAAAUACAAAAGAUAGGUAUGUCUUAAAAAUGUAAUUAGUAUUUUUAUAUACGAAACAGAACAAAUAUUUCACAAGCGAAAAUGCAAUAUACAUUCCAGAAUUUUUUA